Molecule: messenger RNA, 1820 nt
Organism: Onychostoma macrolepis
Lineage: Eukaryota; Metazoa; Chordata; Actinopteri; Cypriniformes; Cyprinidae
Exons: 7
Coding region: 682-1398 (238 amino acids)
Source: RefSeq, a predicted model, not a curated record
UUCAAAAUGAAAAUGCAGCAUUCAUUUGUUACUUAGCCAAACCUAACGUUAAUUAUUUGAAAUGAUUGAGUCUGAUUUUUUUUUUUGCACCAACUUACAUUUGGUAUUGUGCGUGUGCAAUAAACAAAUUGCAUUUUUAUGUUGUAGUAACAUAUGAGGAAAACUACAGCAAUGCUUUUCAAAGUACAGUACCAAGGAAAGAAGUACAUCAAACUCAAUGGAGCAUCAUAUCCAGAAUUUCUCAGGGAGGCAGUGACACAUCUGAAAGAAUCAGCCUUGAAAGUUUUAAAAAUGCUUGAUUUUAAUUGAAUUCUUCAGGACGUCAUAUGUAAUAUGACGUAUGGACGUGCUCCCCCUAUGGAGAAAAGAGCACAGUAUGCAUUGGGGAUAGUAACACUGUUCCCCUCUCUAAAAGAUCCCUACUCCAAAAAAGGCUAUGAACACUUUUUUGACAUAGACAGCAAUGAGGGCUACAUUGCCUGGAAGAUUAAAAACACACAGCGAGAACUCCGCAAUGGAGGUACCAGUGGGGGUAGGAGAAGGAGCUCUCACACUACGAACAACAGCAGACCAAACUUAGAGAGAGAAGUGACUAAAGUGCAGCAGUUGGAGUGAGACCAGUGUCGUGAGGCCAUAUCUCUACUGAAACACACCACAGACAACGAACAGAUCUUCUUGAAAAUGAGAGAAACCUUCCAACACAGACAAAAGUUGAUCCAUGAUCCUGAGCAAUGCAGCACAGUGCUUACUGUGUUCCCAAGGUUCCUUGACACAAAAGGCCUGGUGGUGCAAGACUUUGAUCCGUUGUUUGGAGCUGAGACCUCAUCAAAACUCCUUGAGAAAUGGGAUUUCCUGAAGGGCAAAGUAAUAGAGCAAGCCAAGGACCUCAGCAAGACACCCCUGCUUGAUCACCUCAUCCAGUCUGCAGAGGAGAACACUGAGGAUGACGAGGUCCCAGGUUGGGAUAGUGACAUGGCCUCACUGCUACUGCUGGUCUACCUCCUGCCACCACCUCCAAGUGGGAAAAAGGGAGCUGUGAAGAUCAGUACCCGGGAAGCUGUGGACCAUGUUGUCAAGUUUCAUAAGUCAUGUCGCAGCCUUCAGGAGCACUCUGGUCCAAACCAGCGGAGGCAGCCCUACAUCCUGGCAGUUGGGACAUCAAGAAAGCACAUCCACGAGUACUACAUUGCAUUGGAUGGUGAUCUCCUUCCCUGCAAGGGCAAGUCUUCCCUGUCAGCCUUUGAACUUCUCAAAGCACAUUAUGUUUUCGGCAUCUCCUAUGACCAGGCCUUAAAUGGCAUGUACACAUUUGUACAGACCACCAUCUACAACAUCAAUGUAGGUCAUUCUCACGAAACUCCCAGAGUCAAGGACCUAAGAGCUAAGCUCCUCAAUUAAAGAGUUAUCAUGUUUAGAUGCUUUGUUUGCAAGUCUAGUUUUGUUACUAUUCAAAAUGACCUCUUACUGGAGUAAAUUUUCACUACAAUUAUUGAAUAAAGCAGACAUAAAAAGCACUAAUUUGGAGUAUUUUUCUCUCACUAAGAGUAAAAAAAAAAAGCCAUUUGAUCCGCAAACUACUUAUGGUUUUGACAGAUGACCAAUAUGUGGUUCCUGUACAUUUGUUUGUAUGAGGUGUGGUUUUUGAACAUCCGUGAACAUUGUUUUUCACAAUAGUCAUUUUGUGUCAAAUAUUGUUGAAUAUAAAACAUGUUUUCAAGAUUUGAAAUGUACACUGAAGUUUGAAAGUGUUAAAACUGUGACACAAAUGACCUGUGGAGUACAUUUUCACUCCAAUUGUUAAAUAAAAUACAUAAAAAGCA